This is a messenger RNA of Fusarium verticillioides 7600, 1433 nucleotides long. RefSeq names its product RNA-directed RNA polymerase. The coding region runs from base 413 to 1105 and encodes 230 amino acids. The record is from RefSeq and is a predicted model, not a curated record. Lineage: Eukaryota; Fungi; Ascomycota; Sordariomycetes; Hypocreales; Nectriaceae. The transcript has 2 exons.
AGCUCCCGUCCCAUCCCCAAGUUAUUACUUCCCCAUUGUCACGUUCUCAAGUUGCAAGAACAAAGAUAGGUACCUAACAACAAGGACCAUUACCUUACGCAGUCUGACUCGGCUCUCUUUGGCUUCCCUCCUUCACAUCUUCCCGACACAGCACCACUGAGCCCUGUUCCUUGUUAAGCUAUUUCCUGAGUACUAUACACAAGGGCGUACUCAAUUGCAUCGUAGCACACCGAAAGCAGAGUGCGAUAAGGCUUCUGAUAUCACUUGCAGCAAAAGAGAAGACGAGCAUCCCAUACUGCCUUUCCACGUACAUAAAUGCCUUAUGGCUUUCUCUAGAGUUUCCUUCUGACCACCUCUGCAGUCCCUCGAGAGAGACUGACAUCAACAACCCCACCACAGCUCUUCUCCGUGUAUGCUCGCCAGACGAUUCAUCACAAUGGCUGCUACCAGAGGCCUCAGCGAUAUUCCGACUCUCGCCUCUCUCUAUCGCGACCCUGAUUCUGCCCUAUCCGAGGCUUAUCUCUCAUCAAGAAGCGACCCUGACUAUCCUUCAUCUGAUCCUAUCAACAAACGUAUCGGUUUGAUUCGCGGUGAUAUCACCAAGCUUCGCCUCGAUGCUAUCGUCAACGCCGCGAACAGAUCUCUACUAGGUGGAGGGGGCGUUGAUGGAGCCAUUCAUAGGGCCGCUGGCAGUGAUCUGGUCAGGGAGUGUAAGACCCUCGGCCCCAUUAACACUGGCGAGGCCGUCAUCACAAAGGGUUACAAUCUCCCUUCCAAGCAUGUCAUUCACACCGUCGGACCUGUGUACGCUGCAGAUACGAACCCUAAUGAAAGUCUCGCCAAUUGCUACCGCGAAAGUUUGAAGCUUGCCGUCGAGAACGGCGUGACCACGAUCGGUUUCAGCGCCAUCAGCACAGGCGUUUAUGGGUUUCCCAACCUUCCUGCCGCUAAGAUCGCCUGCAGGACUGUGAGAGAGUUCCUUGAGAGUGAGGAGGGAAGCAAGCUCACCCGAGUGGUAUUUGUCACGUUUGUUGCUCCUGAUGUGAAUGCGUACAACGAGACGAUUCCACGAAUGUUCCCACCCACGAAAGACGGAUCUGCAUAGAAAGGGGCAGGUGUGAAGCUCUGCGAAGAAUAAGAAUCAUACUUGUGUGAUUCUUGAUGCCCAAGGGCAAGACAGAGCAAUGUGUUUCCCCAAUGCCGUCCCAAACUCAACCUGAGUAACGGAUAUCUACGCCUGUUAUGGUACACCCUGCCGCCCAAAUUUACAACCAAGCAUCUUUGGCCUGGCUCGUGGGUUUCUACGUAAUGAGCAUGAUAGGCUAGCUUUUGUUGGCGUUUGCAACAUGAAACAUGUCUUUGUAAAGGCUAUUUUUAAAUAGCCCAUUCAAAAUAGCUUCUCUGUGUGCAUAUUAAGACUGUUGAAACUACUG